Molecule: messenger RNA, 3189 nt
Organism: Momordica charantia (bitter melon)
Lineage: Eukaryota; Viridiplantae; Streptophyta; Magnoliopsida; Cucurbitales; Cucurbitaceae
Source: RefSeq, a predicted model, not a curated record
GUCGUGGAAGCGAUUAUGAGGCCGGUGAGGUUCCCCGCAAUCCUCCACAAUUUACUCGAUUGGAUCGAUAUUCAGAUGAUUUGGCUUUGUGUUGCCGCCUGCAAGAACUUAGAUCUUGAGGAAGGCAUUGGGUAAGUGCAGUCUCAGAUCAUGGUCUUGGGAAUUGCUCUUUUUUCAUGUUAAGAUCAUUUAAUUUGGGGGGUAAAAUUUGUGCGAGAAAUUAUGGGUUGCAGAGUAGAGAGCUAUCAUCCGUUGUCAUUUUGGGGUACCUAUGGUGUUGGGCUUGGUUGGAGUAAGAUGUAUUAAAAUACCAAUCAAAUUGAAUCACUGUGAGGUGAGGUGAGGAUUUUUCUCUAAAGGAAUUGGAGAUGAUCAAACAACAUGCUAAAGAAGUGUUGUCCUGCCUGGCUGAGAAUGUUGGUAUGAACUCUAAAUGAACUUAAAGGUGCGUUGACUUUGGCUCACUGCAAGAAAUAAAAUUUACAGUUAAGGGCCACCAAUUUUACCAUCUGGUAUUUGACUUAUGUGAAGUGAAGAUGCCACUUUUUGUGAUGUGGACUUUUUUCCUUGUCUAGAUUUCCAUUCAAGGGAUGAAAUUAUUCUCAUGGAACAGACAUUGGUUGGGUCGUAUGGGUUGGUUGAUUUAGUAAGGGCCAUCUUCGUUAUGUUUAGCAACUUCUUGAUCUAUUGGUCAGGUUCAUUAAGGGGUUGAUUUGCAGCAAAGUUUUGGGAUCUUCACAAUUUAUCAUGUACCUCAUCCUGGAAAUUAGGGCUUUUUUUCAACCUAAAUAUUUGGUAGUGUGAAUUGGUAUAGCAAUGGGCAGCCCAAUGGUCAAACAGUUGGAUUAACUGCAUUCCUCUCAUCCUUUCAACUCUUACAAAUUUUGUUGUGGUCAGUGACUAAAGUGAUCAUUGGUCAUUUCAACAGGAUGUGGCUAGCCCACUAGAUUCUGCGGAAAAUUGUUUUUGUGGUAUGCAUGGAAAUUCAUUGGCAUGUUUCUGAAAGCCGUCCUAUUGUGACUAUUCAAGUAAGAUCCGGAGUUGGUUUCUGAACUAACAGAAGAUUAGGAUGGGUGCCAUUGUUUAGUCUGGUUUUUUGGACGCUUCAAUUUAUGUGGGUUUUUUUUUACGGUUUAUUUCCUGUGAACUCUUCACCGUGGUCUUGCUGAUCCUCCCAGGUGUCAUUCAAUUGAAGGGUUCUGUAUAUUAGUAUGGGUUGAUUAUGCUGUGUGAUUACAUGAAUUCACUUGUACGUGUUGUUCAUUUAAGAUUGGGCUAUUGGUGGGAUGUCCUUCCUCCUUGCCAGAACAUUAGCGGCACUGAGUUUUUGUUACUUCAAGACUUGUGAUUUUGGGUUCAUUGCUGUGUUCAUGGAAAAUUGGAAAUAACUUAUUUAUAGGCCAUGGUGAUUUUAAAUAUGGAUGGAUGUGGGUUUUACAUGUAUUUUCACUGGACACAUUUACUUGAGGAAAGCAGGAAAUGUACCAAGUAGCCAUGGUUUUGCUAUCUUACAUGCUUCUGUUAAAAUUUAUUAUGGUAUGGGUGGUAAUGUAUCGAACCUACAAGGGCAAUUAUCAUCAGAACUUUGUCUCUUGUCUGCCUCUUUGCACUUUCUUUUGCUCUGUUCACAGAGAGGAGACACCAGCAAUGAUUGGCAAAUGGUUCGUGUCAAUUUUUUUGGUUGGUUGCAGUUCUAUCAGGGAAAAUCUUUGGAGAUAAUGUGGAUGUUGUACUUCGACUAAUUUUCUAUUCAAGUUGUUACUUUUUUAAUGUCCUAUAAAUCUACUACCUUCUUUAUUUCAGGAUAUAGAAUACAUGCAGGUUCAGCUUCUCCAACACGUCGUCGGGAUGAUCACCGUUAUAUUUCUGAUCUCGAUCAUUCUGGUGGUCUUACGCGGGGCCGUGACUUCGGUGGGGGAAGGGAUCUUGGUAGAUAUCGAGACUCUUCACCUCAUUACAAUCGAAGAAUAAGUAGUGGUAGGCCAUUUGGGAGAGGCGUUUAUGGCCCUGGACUUGCUCAUGGGUCAUUUAGAGGGGAUCGUAGUAAGAAUAAUCCAAAUGUGCGUCCUAGGGAUGGGGAUUGGUAUUGCUCAGAUCCUUUAUGUCGCAACCUAAACUUUGCAAGACGAGAACUUUGUAACAACUGCAACAGAUCCCGCCCUGGAGGAGCGGGUGGAAGCCCUCGAAGAAGCUAUCUUGGUCCACCAUCCCUGCAUUCUCCUCCUAGACGUUUUGCUGCCCACCCAAUGGAACGUUCUCCUGGCAGAACUCUGGCAGGAUAUAGGUCUCCUCCCCGUGCUUGGGCCAGGGAUGGUCCUAGAGAGAUUGCAGCUGGUGCUCUAGCACCUCCGAGGUAUGAAAGCAGGUAUCCCGAUCACCCCCUGCGAAGAGAUAGGGUGGACUAUCUAGAAGACUUGAGAGGAAGAUCCAAGUUUGAUAGGCCGAUUCCUGCUGAUUGGGCCCUUCGAGACCAUGGAAGGGAUGACUUCCUUACCGAGAGGAAGGGCUUUGAGAGAGGACCACCUUCUCCACCACUACCACUGCUCUCUCAACGUGGCCGUUGGGCGCGCGAUGUGCGGGAGAGAAGUCGUUCCCCAAUUAGAGGUCCGGUUAGAUCUCCAUUGAGAGUCUCGCUUCGAUCACCACUAAGUGGAGGCCUUCCGCCAAAAGACUUCCGUAGAGAUGUUUAUGUUGAAAGGGAGCGCGACGAUAGGCGUGGCCUAGGACGAGAUCGCGAUGGAGGUCCAUUCUAAUGUUUGAGACUUGAAAUUAACGUUUGGCUUCCCAUGUAAUUUCGGUUAGAACAGCAUCCUGUAAUCUGUUUAGAGCCAUGGAAGGGGGGAUGAUUUUUGGAGCUUGCAUGAUUUUUCUGACUGAUCCAGUAUGUCGAAAAUUGCCAAUGGGGUCCAUUCUCUGCCUCGUGUGUUUCUGUGCGUCAUUAUUUGAUGCUGUAGUUGGCAGCCAGCAGAAUUAGUGCUUGUAAAAACCAAUUUUUUUUCUUGUUUCUUUCCCAUGUCUGGUUUGUUGGCUUCUGGGCAAUGGUUUUGAAUCGUGGUUAUCUUUACAUCAAUUCAGCAGAUUUGUGAAGUGUCUUUUGAUGUCUGUUAAACUUGUACUGUGGCAUGGAUUUGCUUGGGCUUGGAGAGAGCCACUCCAGUCCUGUCUUAAUGGCUGCUUUAUUGUUCUUCA